Diuraphis noxia (Russian wheat aphid) is the source of this 405-nucleotide messenger RNA. RefSeq lists its product as uncharacterized. Lineage: Eukaryota; Metazoa; Arthropoda; Insecta; Hemiptera; Aphididae. The record is from RefSeq and is a predicted model, not a curated record.
AUGGAUGAGCAUACUUAUUUUGAGUUAUUGAACUUGGUAACUCCUUUGAUAAUGAAGAAAAACACGAAGUUAAGAGAAGCAAUCUCUCCACAUGAAAGACUCACGGUGACACUGAGAUAUUUGGCAACAGGAAGAAGUUAUGAAGAUCUAAAAUUCACAGCAGCGAUUUCGGCACAAUCAUUAGGACAAAUAAUUCCUGAAACAUGUUCUGCUAUUUAUAAAUUUYCCAAUAAUGAAACUGAAUGGAAAGCUAUUGCUACUCAAUUUGAACAAAGGUGGAAUUUUCCAAAUUGCUUGGGUAGUGUAGACGGCAAACAUGUCCACAUAAUUUCACCUUCAAACUGUGGUUCCUACUUCUGGAAUUACAAAGGAACUUAUAGUCUUGUAUUAAUGGCAAUCCGCUAA